Molecule: messenger RNA, 13051 nt
Organism: Galleria mellonella (greater wax moth)
Lineage: Eukaryota; Metazoa; Arthropoda; Insecta; Lepidoptera; Pyralidae
Exons: 14
Coding region: 330-5558 (1742 amino acids)
Biological process (GO): autophagy; response to starvation
Cellular component (GO): cytoplasm
Molecular function (GO): protein binding
Source: RefSeq, a predicted model, not a curated record
UUGGCAGGUACGGAUGAUUAUGAUUACACGCACACAGAAAACGAAGAAGUGAGCGUCCAGUAUUGUCAUUCAAAUCAUCUGUUUCGUGAAUUCUUGUGUGUUUUGUAUAUAAAUUUAAUUUAUUUCCAAUUUAUUUAAUAAAAUGAUCAUAAAUUAUUGAUACUAUUUAUUCAGUGUAUGAAAAAAUUAUGUUUGUUUAGGGUUUGUUUUUUUAAUUUGUGUGACGUCAUUGUUUUCGCUGCCAGUAAUAACGACGCAGUUGCAUUUUUUACUUGAAAAUGGAUUUAAAAUGAGGAUUAUUUUCGUAAAUAAGGCGACAGUAGGCCAUCAUGUCAGCGGAGUCGCCGCGGCACGUGCGCUCCGGCGGGCCGCUUACGGUGCCGUCGCAGCCGCCCAGCGACCGCAGCAUCAUUGAUACCGUCUCCGGGUUCAUCAAUGACGUCACACUCUCGUCCUCCUCCACUGUCGACCCUAAGGAUGUGAUUCAGUGGGCGAGAUUCGAGACAGCUGAUAUAAACGAACCGACGCCAGAAGGAGACGGCGACAAUGACAUAUCUCCAUUGCUGCUUAUACUGGGCUAUGGGUCCGGCGUGCAAGUGUGGCUGAUCCCACCCAGCGGCGAGGCCCAGGAGGUGUUGUCAUGGAGACAAGGCACAGUUAGGGUGCUCCGUAUACUGCCUACACCGCAGCACGGCGACUGCUUCGCAUCGAAGAGGCCCCUUAUCGCUUUGUGUGACUCCGCCAGUCCUGGACCGACUUUUUGCUCUCUCAGCUUCAUAUCAAUCAGGGGCGGAGAACAGGUGAAAAGUAUAAAAUUCAAGAAUCCCAUACUCGACGUACUAGCGAAUAAGCGCUCCGUGGUGGUAUCUUUCUCCGAGCGCUUCGCUGUCUUCGACGCGGCGACGCUGGAAGACAGAAUGACAGUCACCACGUGCUACCCGUGCCCGUGCCCACUCGGCGGGAGCGCGCCCAUCAACCCGCUGGCGCUCGGCGACCGCUGGCUGGCGUACGCUGACAAAAAGUUGAACCAGUCCAAGAGGAGCAGCGGCGGUUGUGAAGGCGAAGGCGUGACGAGCUACACGGCGACGGUGCUGCACGCGGCCAAGUCGCUGAGCAAGGGCCUGCGCGGUCUCGGCGAGAGCGUGGCGCACAGCCUGGCCGGCGGCCGCACCGCCUCGCAGUCGCCGUCGCCGCCGCACGCCGACACGCAGCAGCCCGGCCUCGUCACCGUGCUCGACAUAGAGAGUAAUGAUGACGACGACGGGCAAGAUAUAGAGGAGCCGUACGAUCCGAUCGUGGCGCACUUCGUUGCCCACUCGGAGGCGAUCAUCGCCCUGAAGUUCGACGCGAGCGGCAUGCUGCUAGUGACGGCGGACCGGCGCGGGCACGACUUCCACGUGUUCCGGAUCAACCCGCACCCGUGCGGGCCGAACCUCGCCUCUGUACAUCACCUCUAUAUCCUGCACAGGGGCGACACCACCGCCAAAGUACAGGACAUCGCGAUCUCGUGGGACGCGCGAUGGGCGGCGGUGUCGACGCUGCGCGGCACGACGCACGUGUUCGCGCUGAGCCCGUACGGCGGCGCGGCCGGCGUGCGCACGCACACGCAGCCGCGCCUCGUCAACCGCCUGUCGCGCUUCCACCGCUCCGCCGGCCUGCCCAUACACGCCGCCGCCGCCGCCGCCGCUGCCGCCUCCACCAGCCCGGUGACGUCCGGGUCGCAGGGCGCAUGGUUCCCCAACCCGCGGCUGCCACCGUAUCCGCUGCCCACGUGGGCGGCUCCGCUCGCGCAGCUGCGCCCCACCAACUUGCCCACGCACACCAUCACGCGCACCAGCUCAGGUCGCCAACGAUUGUCGUCUCUUUCGGAGGAUAGUAACAGCGCGCCGCUAUUAGCGCGCGCCCGCUUCGGUAUGUGCAUAAGCGGCAGCGGGAGCGUCAGCGGAAGCGGACGGGCGCCUGCGCCUGUCGCUGCGCUCUACCUCAUGACCGCUAAUGGAGCUUUGCUACAUCUACUGUUGCACCCUCGCCCUGCAUCAAGUAUACCGAAAGAGAAGAUAUGUGACGACUCGCCAAUCGAGCUGGAGGUGGAGCCGAUAGCUCAGUGGCCUCUGCAGCGGCCGCCCGCCGCUGCCGACCUGCUGGCACCGCUGCCGCCUUCCAACCCGCUGCUGCAACCGCACACCUACCGGCGGUGUGCGGACAUGUGCAUGAGCGAGGAGGAGCGCUGGCUGUCGCAGGUGGAGAUCGUGACGCACGCCGGGCCCCACCGCCGUCUGUGGAUGGGGCCGCAGUUCGUCUUCAAGACCUACAGCUGCACUGGGUCGAGCUCGUCGCUGUCGGAGGCGGAGACGGUGGAGGUGGAGGCGGGCGGCGCGGGCGUGGCGCGCUCCACGCCCGUCAACAUGCCCGCCGCGCGCCCGCUCGUGCCCGUGCUCGUCGACUCGGGCUCCGCCAGUUCAUUAGAGCAGUCUCCACUAGAGGGCGCUCGUCGCAAGUCGUUGGUGACCGAGUACCGUGGUAGUGGCAGCGGGGGCGCGAGCGGAGGCGGAGGAGGCGUGUGUGACGUGCAGCUGCGCGAGGACCUGGCUGAAGCCAUGAAGGAAGAUCACGGGUGGCCGCGCGAGCGGGAAGCGGAAGCGGAAGCGGGAGCGGGGAGCGGGCGCGCGGCGCUCGUGGAGCGCGCCGUGGACCCGCUCGGGUGCGUGGUGGCCUCGCCGCCCGUGGCGCCGCCGCCGCCGCUCGACGCCGACCUGUACACGCGCGACAACCGCGACGAGGCCACCUUCCGGCCCGUCGUGCGCGCGCCGGCCGCGCUGCCGCCGCACCCGCCCGUGCUGGCGCGCCCGCUGCCGCGCACCACCACCAUCCCCGUGCAGUCGCUGCCCGCCGCGCCGCCGCGGCCGCCGCAGCCGCCGCAGCCGUCGCAGCCGCUGCCCACCGACGUGGUGAUCCCGGCCGCGCUGUCGCGCGCCUGGCCGCCGCCCACCGCGUGGGCGCGCGUCGCCGACCCCGCCCACGGCGACCGGGAGCCCGACCUCUCACAAUCACUGCCAAAAUCGAGCCGCUCGCCUGAUAUUCAGCCGGCGGCUCCACUUAGUGUUAGUAAAUCUCCCACCCGUGAAACGUGUAGAGACGACGAACUUAGUUAUAAGCGAUCGGGGCCUAUAGAAGCUGAAGAGUUUGAGCCCGAUACAGUUAGUCAGAGUAGUGUGCCUAGGGAUGUUCGAGAGCGAAGUGAAAAUAAAGAAAUCAGGGAACCAGUAGAAUCUAAGCAGACGAAGGAAACCGGAAAAGUUAGGAAAGUUAGUGGAUCUAGGGACACUAGAGAGUCUAGCAUACCGAGAGUUAAGGAAUCGAAAGAAAUUAGAAAAAGCAGAAAAUCGAGUGACUCUGUGGAGGUUAAGGAUGAUUUAAAAAAUAAAGAAUUCGGAGAGUCUAAAGAACUAAAAAGUAAACACAAGAGAACUAAUGAUCCUUGGGAAAUUCAGGUACCUAGUACGUCACAUGAGUAUUCCACCUCCAUAAAUAUUAAAGGACCUAAUGUGUCGAGAGAAAUAAAAGAGUCUAGUAUCCCAAGAGAAACUAAGGAGUUUAGUAUGUUUAGAGAAGAAGGUGAGCCAAAAACACCCCGAAAAAAUAGAGAGUCCAAGAGAGAAGUUAAAGAAAUUAGUGUUCCAAUAGAAAUCGAGAAAACUAGCAUACCGAGAGAAGUUAAGGAGUCAAGUAUACCUAGAGAAAUGAAAGAAUCCAAGACCUCAAGAGACAAGGAGUCUAGUGUACAAAGAGAAAUUAAAGAGCCAGUUAAAAAUAGAGAUAUGAAAGGUAUGUCGGAAAAUAAAGAAACUAAGAUUAAAGAAUAUAAAACAAAAUCUGUUGCGAGUAUGUUCCAACAGGAUGAAGAAUACAUUAAAGAUGAUUUAAAAAUAUCAGAUAAUAAGGAAUUACUUGUUUCGAAGGAAGAUCAAUCCAUUUCUACAACAGUAAAGUCUUGGAAAAAGGGUAUUUCUCAUAUAAAAUCCAAGGAAUGGCAAGCCCAUGAUAUUAAAACCGAGGAUCAGGCAUGGGACAUGUUACUUAGUGAAGCCCAGAAACCUGCAAUGGUAAAUAUUAGUCAGCAGGCUGUAGAUAGCGACAAGAGUUCUGAAGAAUCCAAGCCUAAGUCUAAGAGAAAUCGUAAAGUUAAGAAAGCUCAAGAUGAUCGCCAAAUUAAAGUUGAAGAGGACAGUUUUGUAGAAAUACAUGCUAUAGAAGACAAGCAGCAGUCUUCUAGUGGGGAACUAGUUUCAAUUUCAACUCCUUAUGAGGAUGCUGAGUCGUCUAGUUUUUACCUUCCUAAAACUAGAAAAUCACGUGGAUCUAAAAGUGUGACUCCGGAAAAAAUCGAUGCAACUGAGAAAACUGUACCUGAAAUAGUUAAUGAAGAGUCUCUAACAACAAUUGAUAAAUAUAAUAGAAGUGAAGUUAAAGACAAAGAUGCCUUGUCUGAAUUCGGAACAUUAUCUGAUUACAGCGCUGUUUUGAAAUGUAAAGAAAAAUCGAAAGACAAGCUAAAACCAGAUGCGAAAGACGAAUUUGUGCCCGAAUGUGUCUCUCUCUCUUUGAAAGAAACGCUAAGAUCAAAGAAAAGCAAAUCUUUGUCACCAUAUACCGAAGCACGUAAAUCAGCAGAACGAUGUCUAGAUACUGAAACAAAAGAUGUGUACGUCAUAGACACUACUAAGGAAGAAUUUCCUGAAAUUCAAAUUACAAGAGGCAAACCACGUAAGAAGUCUCCGCAACCUAUAGAAAAGAAAAAUACGGAAUGUGAAAUGCCUGUUAAAUCAUGGAGUUCAAUAGCCGCAUCUAAAGGUAAUAAGAAAGUCGAAGAAACCGAGAAAAAAGUAGAAGUGGUGAAAAAAGUUGAGGCGGUCAGUUUGAGAGAUGAACUAAGAGACGCAGCCUGUUUUUUAGAUGACAAUAUAGAGUCUUCCAAAGAUAUAUCCUUGCAAGAGAAACUGUAUGAAAUAUGCAAGCGAACAGAUAUAAUGGUAGCAGAGUGUGACGCGCCCUCUGAGCUUAACUUUGUUGAAGAACAUCAUGCGGUUUUGCACGAUUUACCUCCUCUAGAGCCCUUGGGUUUCGGCUUAGAUGAUUUUAAGCUAGAAGUGAUGCGUGAUAGCCUUUUAGAUAUUCACGAUACUAAAAUCACGAGUCCCAUUUGUAAAAUCAAUAUAGAUGAUAUACUAUCGUCAAUAAAGGAAACCACUUCAAAAGUAAUCGAAUCGAGUACUUUUAACUUGAUCGAUUUAGAAAAGGUUCCCGCCAAGAGAGAGAAGGGUUUCAGCGUGAUUGAGAGUCAUAAGAUAACAUCACAAGAGGUAGGGAUAGACGACGAGCCAAAAUCGGACGACAAAGAUGCUGAAAUAAUGGAGAAGUCAUCAGACGACGACGGCACAUCGCCUGUGGUGUCGACCGACAGUGACAAGGAUGACAAGAAGGGCGCUGGCACAUCUAAAACUAUUCUGCCUUCUGCAAAGCAAUUUAAAUCUAAGAAGUCGCGUAGGAAGAAGAAGUAAUAUAUCAGGUGAUGUGUUCAAAUAAUUACUUGCUUAAUAAUUUUCAUUGCAAUGUACCCGUUAAAUAAUUCGUGGAUUAGGUAUCAAAAUAUUUGCUGCUAUUGUAGUUGUGUUAGUUUUAAGUGAGGCAAUUUAAAAUUGAUAUGCACAGGUAAAAGACAAGAAAAUAUAUUAAAUUUAAAAUUAAAUAGUGCUCGAGCCUAAUACGUAAUACACAUGAUCUUAUUACUAUUAUAUUUCUGUCAUAUCGAAAAAAAAAAUAACAUAAAAAUGUAAAAAAAUUAGUAAAAUAAUAAAAAUAAAACUGUCAUUAGAAUUUUUAUGAAGAUAAGUGACAAAGGAAAAUAAUACUUUAUUAUUAGUUACAUGGACCACACGGUAUUUGUAAUUGGUAGUUUUUGAUAUUAUUUUAUUAUUUUUUAAAUAUACUCGUAAGGAAAUAAUAUCAAAGUGUUAGUAUUUGAUUGUAUUAUAGUAGUUUCAAUUUAUGUUCUCAUUUAACAAACAUAAUAUAUUCCUAAACAUCUAAGUUAGUGUACUAAACAAAGAAAAAUAUUAUUAUAGUUUAAGUUAGUCAAUCUUAUGAUAGCCAGAGAUAUGUACACUAUUAUAUUCAUAAAAAUUCUAACCAUUUGCUACAUAUAUCACUGAUCCCUUAGUACUUAUCUUGGAUAGUUAUGACCUCUAAUAUAGAUGUAUAAAUGCCUUCUUAGUGAAAUAAAUAUCGCCGUCUGAUAAUCUAAUAAUUAAAGGGAUGCCAAUCGCAGGAUAUAAAAAACACUCAAUUUGUUAUCGUCUGGUACUUUUGUCAUAUAUAAUCUGAAAGAGAUAGACUUAUUAUUCUAGUUAGACUAUUUUGUUCUAUGUCGGACGCUAGUUACCGGAUAGUUGUUGGUAGUGAAUAUUUUAUUUUCAUACUAUCUUUUGCCCGUGACUUCGCUUGCGUGUGGUAUUUGAUUUCUUGCAAAUUUUGAUUUGAACCAUAUACCUAAAUUUAAAAUUUCACUUCUAAACAUACGAAAUUGUAAACAAACUUUCAACUCGUGUUUCACCCCCUUAGGGGUUGAAUUUUUAAAUUUCCUUAUUGUUCACCUACAUUAUAUAAAGAAUCUAUCUGCAAAAUUUCGAGAUUCUAAAUUCAGCGGUUUCGACAGUUAUUGUAAGAAGAAAUAAUUUUAUGUUCGUAUACUAAUCUCUCUUUCAUUUAAGAGUUUCCUCUUGUCGGUGCAACUAAUUCAUGUACCUUCUUCCAGCCAGCUCUAUCCCAGGCCAUAUCCUUGACCUCCCUAUACGACAUGACACCUAGUGUUUCUUUUAUCUGUCCCAUGUAGUUAUGCCUCGGUCUUUCUCUUCCUCUUUUGCCCUUUAUUUUUCCCUCUACUAUGCUCUUAAAAAAAUCGUCAUAUCGUAUAAGGUGGCCCAGCAUUUUGCCUCUUCUAUUCUCUAUUAUUUUAUGUUUGUAUACUCAUACAUACAUACAUACAUAUCUGUCACGCCUGUCUCCCAUUAGUUUCUUGAGAAUUCUUGUCAACAAAUAACAAUAUUUAAAACCAGCAGUAGAAACCUUUUGUAUCCAUAACACAGGGUCUGUUUAGUUUAAUACUAGAUGGCGUUGUGUGUUAUGUUGAAAAAUAAAAAAAAGCAGUUUAUUUUUAUAAUAUAAAAUUGACCACUCUAUGAGCCGAAAUUUUAAACAUCAGUCGUUUCUUAUCCAUUAUAUACAUAUGAACAUAUGAAAAUAAAAACACACGUCUAGAUAUUAUUAAUAAGUAAAAGUACUCGCUGAUGACUCGAUUCCAUGCAAAGCCAAUGUACAUUUUUUUAUUUUUUUUUAUACAACUUAGAAUGGCAAACAAGCUGACGGCCCACCUGAUGGAAAGUGGUAACCGUCGCCUGUAGACAUGAGCAGUACCAUGGACAUAACAGAGUGUACUGUUUCGCCUAUGAUACCCCCCAUGCGUUGCCAUUCCUGAGGACUCAGAUGUUAUACAUUUCUCUGCUAUCUGGACUAUCACUACUAAUUUGUCGGUGUCUAGUGUCCGACACAAGACAAAAGAGUACCUACAUUAGUGCAGCGCCUUAUUUGACGCGGAGCAAUCGAACAAUUUCCCGUGUGGUCCCUGCAUAGAAUAGGCCACUCCUUCCUUUCCCAUAAGUGUCGUAAGAGUCGACUAAGUGAGGGCGAGGGAUGGGCAGCAGCGUCGCUUUUAAAACAUCAUCAAAAAUAUAACUGCGGUUGCCGAUCCGCCUGCCAAGUCUGGCAACUACUGGCAAAACCUCUAGGAAGAAGCUUAUAUUUAGCAGUGGACAGCUAUAAGCUGAUAUGAUGAUGAGUUAAACAAUUUAUUUCUAGUUCUAAUAUUUAUCUCUGAAUAGACUUUUUUUUUUUAGGAUAGAACGGUUUUCCUUUUAUUAUCUAUGAUGUCUUUCAGUCGUUAACUGUCCAGUCUGAACAUGGGCCUUUCGCAUAAGGAGGGUUUUGCCAGUAGUUGCCACGCUUGGCAGGCAUAUUGGUAACCGCAGUUACCAAUAUGCCUACUUUUGAUCAUGUAUUUAGAGCGACGCUGCUGUCUAUUUUUCGACUAUUAAAUUCCCUUAGUCGCCUCUUACGACGCCCAUGGGAAAGGAAGAGGUAGCUCAUUCUAUGCUGAAACCAUACGCCUUUUUCUUUUAUAUUUAAGAAUAAAUUAUUGUUUUACAAUAAAAUUGUAAAACUCCUACUUAAUAUCCCCUUAAUUUUAUGAUUAUGAAACUGCAUGGUGAAAUAAUAACUUAUGGCCAGUGUCUUAGUGUACAUAACCAUUUACCUAAUACUUUCUACCAUUUUAGCUUGUAACAUUUUGUUAACGGUAAAAAAAUCUCGUCUUUAGAGCAGCUGUUUCAAAAACAUCUCGAUUUUUUUUCCAUUUUAGCCAAUUUCAUUAAAACUUAGCAUUAAUACCUUAAUGACGUUAACAGUAUGAACUUUAAAAUUCAGAUAUUGAAUAUAUCAAAUAAAUGAGACAACCCUAAAGAUUUAGGGUUGUCUCAUUUAUUUGUUGUUGUCUCAUAAAAUUUUAAUUUGUUUUUUAAAUACCAAAUGCUCUCUCAAUAACUAAAAUAACUUGUUAGUGAAAUACCGAAUCUAACGCAAGCGCUCCUGUAUGCCUGUACACACAUGUCUUGUAAAUAUAAUAUAAUUUAUAUGCAGUUUAAUGACAGAGGCUUAAUGUAAUAGCGUUGAUACUCAUUUCGUUUGUUAAUAAAUUGUUAUUAAGCAGUCUCGUGAGAUUUUUGGGUGAACACUAAUAAAAAAAAUAAUUAACAUAUUGUCAGUACCUUUACAUAAUAUUACUAUAUUUAUUUCGAACGUUUAUUUAUUUAUUUUAUAAGAGAUAAUUGGUAAAAUUCGUACCAGUCAUAAUGUGAUUGAUUGCAAUUGAAUAAACGAAGAGCUUGAGCGUAAGUACGUAAAAUAUUGGGUUUCCACAUGUCCCAUAUCUCGAGACUAUUAGAUUAAAUGCCGGUAGAACAAAGACGGGUAUUGGUUGCACAAUUGCAUCGUCUCUUGCUCUUGCAAAUUGCAUGUUUUAUACAAUAUACAGGUUGAUGUCGAAAUUAUUAGCAUAAUUUUAAGCCAGUGUUUUACCAGUGAAACUAACAUUUUCUAAAGAAACUUUAAUUUGGCACACGAAAAAAAUUUAAGCUUCCCGAGCCCGUGGUAUUUUCCAUGGUAUGUAUGUUGAACCAUGUUUUUGUCGUUUUUUAACCCAUGUUUCUUUGGGAAAAUAAUUCAAUUUGAUUGCAAUUUCAAAUAUAUACAGGAUAUAUUUAAUAUAUAUGUACAAAUUCACAGUUAAUACUUCGGCAGGCGGCAAAUAUUUAUACUGAUAUACUUUCCGUGUUCGUGUUUGCCGACAAUAUCUGUGUCUCUGUGUCUAUGUAUACCUCGUAGUUCGCCUUCUAUGCUUCUAUAGGUAGCACUGUCUUGUACAACAUGUGUAUAGAUCAAUGACAUCAGUAUUUGCGUCGCUAGAUACAUAUAAUUGUUGUGUAACGUAAUCGUACGGUACGUAUUACCUUAAUUUGAUCACGGCUGUCUAAUGUACAAAAUAUUUCGUCAUUAUCAAGUAUUAAACAUGUUUAGUAGCAAUUUUUUUUAGUCUUUAUAAGUUGAAACAUGACAAAUAUUUUAUUUUUUCUACGCGGUUUAAAAGUAAAAAUGCUUUAAUUUGUAAUUGCUUACCUUUUUAAUAAAUAAUAUAUAUCUACGUAUCUGGUGCAUAAUAUUUACAUUCAUUUUGUUAUUGUAAAAAAUUAAAAAAAAAACUGUUAUGUAUAAAUUAUAAUUAAUUUAUUAACAUAUGCAUAAUAUGCAAUCUUCUUAACAUCUAUGCAAUAUUGCUUUAAUAUAAAAUUGAGAUCUUUUUAAGAAAGCGUAAAAUACAUUUUUGUUUGCCACAUAAUUCAACCAAAUAUUGUUGAUUGCCUACUUUAUAAAUAAUGUAAGUGACAGUAAAUUCGCUACUGGCUGUUUGAAAACCAAUAUAUUAUGAUUAUAGGUUUAACUGUAUUAAAACUUCUAUUUUAAUUAUAAAUCCUUUUGUGUAUAAAUUUAAAUUAUAAUAUUUAUAUGUACAUAUUGCCUAUUGUAACUAGAAUACACUUUUAAUUUUUAUUUUUUUUUAUAACAUAUUUGGCAGCAAAUAUAUUAUUAAAUUGUUCCGUAGAGUUGAUUCUAUUAUUUUUAAAUUAUACGCAGAUGAAUCAAUAACUCAAAAUAUAUGAAAUAGGCCAUAUAGAUAUAUGAUAGACGAAAUAUACAUAUACCUACACGUACAUGAUAUUACCAGAUCUCAAAUUGAGUUAUAAGGAAUAAUGUCUCUACCUAUUUCUAGGGUGAUGGUAAUUAUAAAUAGGAAAUAUAGUAUCAAAUAGGAACACACGUGUGCUAUUUAUUACAUUCGAUUGAAUAAUUGUUUACCAAAAUUUCAUGAGCGUGAGCACACAUUGAAAAAGUUUUCAUGUGACACAGUAUGAAAAACUUAUCUCGGAGAACCAGUCAUCCAACGGAUACAUUUAGACGGAGCGAUGUGUCUGGAAUUGUCACGUGAUUAUUAGAGACGUAUAAAGGCGUUGGACCACUGGUCGUUCUUUACGCUACGGUAUGACUAAUAUAGGCGAAAAUAUUCUAAAAGGAUAUGUUUAUAUUGUAUGCUAUUUCUCUGGAAAUAAAAAAAAAAAAUCAAAACAUUAUUUCGUUAUUGUACCUGCUAAUGGAGGAUAUGUAGUUAGAAUUAAAAAAUAAAGAAUAUACUAUUACUAGGCAGCUCUUUAAUGUUAGUUUCGUAUUAUGAAGACAAGUUUAAUAGAUUGUAUACUAGCGCCCCGCAACUGAAAAAAGAUUUUUGUUUUAUCUAAUGUGUCAAUUCUAAGGUUUAAUCUCAAAAUGUCCAAAGUGCAACGCACAUACAGAAGUAAAACAAUAGAUUUAAAUCUUAAAAAAACUUUGAAAUGUGCAUAUUUUUAGAUACUGGUCUUCUGCAGUUUGAUUUUCUUGCAACACCCAUGUAGGUUUUAUAUCUUGUAUGCAUUUUGCAAAUUGGACAUUGAGAUUAAACAAAUGAGAAGUGUGUCAAGGUGAAUUUUGAAAUUUAUUGAGAGCUGUAACAUGUUAAUGAAAUGUAAUGUUACAUCUUGGAUUACAUACUUAAGCUAAAGACUUGUACAGACAAGGAAAAAUUCAGUUUUUCGCUCGUUACAACACAUUCUUACAUUCAAUGUAGAAUUUUGUCCUUUGAUAAAUAAAUAUUAUCACAGACGAUCCCUCGUUUCGUCAUUUGAAAAUUUCCCUUUGCGAGCCAACUGCCUGCAUGGUACAACGUGUGCGUUGUACUAUGCAGUUUAAUUGUAACGAACAAAAUGUACGCCGAGGAUAGUCCGUUGUCUGUGCAUGUUUAUUAUAUACUCAGUGAAUAGGGUUGUCAACGGCCGAUACAAUAAUUUAACAUCGACAGACCCUUAAGGUGCGAUUGUUCGAACGUGUGACGUAACUUUAAAAUAUUAAAAAGUAUAAUAUUGAAGUAUUUUACAAGUGAAAUGUAGCUUGUAAAAUACUUAAAUUGAUACGUACUACUUUAACCAAUUCAAUGUAAUAAUGUAAACGUUGCACUUCGAAUAUGUUAGCGCUUAACACUUAUGAAUACGAAAAAAAAAAAAUAGUAGCCCAGUUAUGUGUUCAUAUUUUCACUACCACGAAACCAGUUGUUGUAGCUAUAUUCUUGUACAUUGGAAGACAAUUGUGCUGUUAAACAGUGGAACGAUUUUUUAUUUGGGAUCCCCUGUUUCGUUAAAUUUAUUGUGAUAAUUUUUUUUCGCAGUCUACUCGAUAAUAUGUUCCUUUAAUUUAUAAAACAAAUUGUGAAUUUAUUUUUUUUGGGAUUUUUAUUGGAAAUACUUAUAAAUAUGAACUGUAAUAUAUCAAAAAAUUGGUAGCUUGGAGAAUCCCAAUGUUCGUACAAGUGCUGUAAAAUUUAAUUCUGUCUACUUAAUCUAGUUACGGGAUUCUAGGUGAAAAUUGGCAACUAUGUAUUUCAAAAAUUAAUGUUUGUAUCAUGUCCCUUAAAUUUAUGUCUUUUGGACAGUGUUUUAACAUUUACAUAGAUAUUUUAAAAUUCUAUCAGGGCUUUAUUUUUUUUUUCACAUGAUACUGCAGCAGUGGAGUGGCGCUUAGUUUCGAACACGUGUGAAAAGUGCCUAAGUUGACACACACAAAUCUUUAAGCGCACAUUACACAGAUGGCGGUGUUGUGUGAAAGAAUUUUAUCAUAUUUAUAGGAUCAUAUAUUCGACUAAGAGUCAUAAUUACAGGGUGGAAAUAAGUGAUCUCAUUCAUUUAUACCUAAAUUUUACUUGAUAUUUUAACACUUUAACAUAAUUCAAAAUACGUCACUAGUUUACAUAAAUAGUUUGAUCUAGAUAUGAUCCUACAUAUAUGAUAAUGUAAUAAUGCCCUAAGAAAGAUAUAUUGUACAAUUGGCAUUGUUAUAAUUAGUAAAAUUAAAUACUAUUACUGUGUCCUGCCUAGCAUUCAAAAACAUUUCGCUACUUGAGACAAAAUAUUUCAGAAGUAUCUAGAAUGUAAGGCUUCUUUCUGAACUGUAUGUACAGUAUCGUUUUUAAUCUCUAACCUUGCUUUAAAUUACGCAGUACUUCUAUGCGAGUGUCGAACUACUUAUAUAAUUUUAAACACACGGUGGAUAAUCUGUGACAAAUUGUAGAGUACCGAAUAAAAUGAUACUGUACUUAUAGGUAAAUCAGGAAGUGCCAUAACUUGUAUUUCAAUUCGUAGAUAACAAAUUAAUCGUCGAUAAUGAUUUGCGUGUUACGAAAUUUAAAAUUAAGUAUUUUAAAUUUGGCUGCCUUGUCUCAGUAUGAUUUUGUUGUUAAUGUUAUAUGGAGUGUUUUAAAAUUCGUAAUAUAGUGCAUAAUAAUAAAAAUGAAAGAUCAAAAACA